Myiozetetes cayanensis is the source of this 2127-nucleotide messenger RNA. RefSeq names its product COP9 signalosome subunit 7B (gene COPS7B). Bases 101 to 895 code for a protein of 264 amino acids. NCBI's taxonomy places the organism in Eukaryota, Metazoa, Chordata, Aves, Passeriformes, Tyrannidae. Gene Ontology annotation, cellular component: COP9 signalosome. The transcript is spliced from 7 exons. The record is from RefSeq and is a predicted model, not a curated record. Gene Ontology annotation, biological process: COP9 signalosome assembly.
GCGGACGCCGGCGCCGCCAUCAUGGCGGCCUGAGGCGCGGCGGGCUCGGCGCCGGGAGCGGCGGGCGGCAGGCCGGGAGCCGACAGAUUGAAAACCUAGAAUGGCAGGGGAACAGAAACCGUCCUGCAAUCUUCUAGAGCAGUUUAUUUUACUGGCCAAAGGUACAAGUGGCUCCGCUCUGACUGCUCUUAUAAAUCAAGUGCUGGAGGCUCCUGGGGUUUAUGUCUUUGGAGAACUGUUGGAGUUAACAAACGUGCAGGAGCUUGCUGAAGGGUCCAAUGCUGCUUAUUUCCAGCUGCUGAACCUGUUUGCAUACGGAACGUACCGAGACUAUGUAGCAAACAAAGACAACCUUCCUGAAUUAACAGUGACUCAGACAAACAAGCUGAAGCACUUGACGAUCGUAAGCCUGGCGUCCCGAAUGAAGUGCAUUCCCUAUUCUGUGUUGCUGAAGGACCUGGAUAUGAGGAAUCUGAGGGAGUUGGAAGAUCUGAUUAUUGAGGCGGUUUAUACAGAUAUUAUCCAGGGGAAGUUGGAUCAGCGAAACCAGGUGUUAGAGGUGGAUUUUUGUAUUGGUAGAGACAUUCAGAAGAAGGACAUCAGUAACAUUGUCAAAACACUCCAGGAAUGGUGCGACGGUUGUGAGGCAGUUCUUUUAGGAAUUGAGCAGCAAGUACUUAGAGCCAACCAGUACAAAGAGAACCAUCACAGAACUCAGCAGCAGGUAGAGAUGGAGGUCACAAACAUAAAGAAAACAUUAAAAGCUACAGCCUCGUCGUCGGCACAGGAGAUGGAACAGCAGCUGGUAGAGCGAGAGUGCCCUCCACACACAGAACAAAGGCAGCCCACAAAGAAGAUGUCCAAAGUCAAAGGGCUGGUCUCCAGCCGCCACUAGAACAUACCAUCCACAUUGUCAUUCAGUUAGGAAUGACAACAGGAGGAGCAAAAAGGGCCUGCAACUCCUUUUUCAGUGGGUUCUGGGCCAGUCCCUUCCAGGCUGGCAGAUAAAAGCCGUGUUUGAACACAGCUCCCAGUUAGCAGCACCUGGCUAAGUUACACUGUGUAGCCCCUAUGAAUUUUCAGGGUGUCCCUGUUCUGGUCUUCUAAAGAGGGACUUUUAAAGAAAGGGACUAACCAAAGGGGGCAGGAAAAAAACCAAAAUAUCUGUGGACAGUUUUGCUCCCUCCCAGCUAGUUUUAUUGCUGCUUAACCUUGAGGAAGCUGCUGUACUAAAUCAGAUCUUGGGAAGAGCUUCUAUAGCAAGUGUCUGAAUCCCAGGGUUGAAGUGUGGCUACCAAAGCCAGGCUGGGAGUGAGGAAGCCAUCAACACAGAUCUUUUCAUUCCCAAAGGGAGCGCAGGAAGGUUUCUAGGCCAGGAACUGCUUUACAUGGAAGUCUUCAGCCUUUCUGCUACCCCUGUCUAUUUUAAACUGGGGUGAAAUUCACACUACCUCGCUCUGUGAAGAUGAGAUCCAGUGCUGGGCUGUUUACUUAACUGUCUGUUUACUGCCCUUACUAAGCCCUUUAAUCUCUCACAGAUUUAAAGCACUGUUCUGCAUCUCUGAGGCAUCAAUACAAUAAGGAGGAAGCAGGCUGCUCUUUCACGCCUUCCUUCUUGCAGGUGGUCAGGGGCACGCUAGAAACUGGUCCUCCUGAAUGUGAUGUGACCUCCCAGAGCUGCUUGUGAGUUGUUUCCCCCAUUGAUACCUUCGGAGGGUAAUGCAUUCGCUCUUGCUUGGAUGCUGGCGACAGUGGUCUGCACGGGAGAGGAGCCUGUUUGGCAUCAAGGCAGGCUGGUGGCCCAGGACCCACUGGCAGGGGUCGCAGCAGCAUCCCCUUGCUGAAGCAACGGACUUGACUAGUUUUUCUGAAUUUUGAACACUUUCAGGUUGUAUUUUCUUCCUUUUUUUUUUUUUUUUUUUGUACAUUGUUGUGAUUCUAAAGCAUUUCAGCCUUUGUUUUGUGGGUUUUUUUUUUUUUAUUUGUUACAGACUAACUUCAGGUGAUUUGCACCUAGUUUGUCAAGGUGUGGGGUUUUGGUUUUUUUUUUAAGGGGGAAGCAUUGGAACAGCAAUUCACGAAAAAGCACAUUUUAGAAAAAAAAUUAAAAAUGCUGAUUUAAUGUCA